Molecule: messenger RNA, 1446 nt
Organism: Trichomonas vaginalis G3
Lineage: Eukaryota; Parabasalia; Trichomonadida; Trichomonadidae
Exons: 1
Coding region: 1-1446 (481 amino acids)
Source: RefSeq, a predicted model, not a curated record
AUGUCAACCCGCACUUCGCAUAAGUCUAAAGCGCGUUCGGGCUAUAUCAUCAGCUUAGGUGUUAAGAAUUACAAUGUCAGUCCCGAAAUUUUCCUUAAAAUGUCCACUAAAUUCCAAGAAAUUUACAAACAAGAUCCAAACGAAUAUCAAGUUAUCGAAACAAUUCGUCCAGAAGACUUCGACAUCUUCAUUGAUGCUUGCCAACUUAAGAAUUUUUCAAUUGAAAAGAGAAAUGCCUUCCAAGUUCUUGAUCUUGCCAAAGCGUGGGGAGUACCAAGUCUUGAGAAGUACAUUAACACAUACAUAGAGAAGAACAAACUUGUUCGCAAAGAAGUUGACGAUUACGUUGGAAUUUUGUGCCAACACAUCGAAGAAAACACAGAUUGCUAUACAGACUGGUCUAACGUUGCCCAGAUUCUUCCAGAGAUCCUCGAUGACCCUAGAAUGCUUGAGAUUCCACCUGAGGUUUUCUCAAGAAUUCUUUCCAUCGCCGAUAAGUCCGGAUUCGACCUAAUCAGAGAGAACAGACUCAAGCUAAUCAACUACACAAUGAAAUUACUUGACGUUCACCAGGAGAACGCCAUUCCAAUCGUUCUCAGACUCGAUUUUUCAGAAAUGACCGAUGCGCAAGUCGACCAACUCUACAAUUGCAAGAAGCUACAGGAGCAGAACAUCGGAUUCUUCCUUGAAGCAGCCAUUUCUGCUCUCCAGAACAAGACAGAUUUCGCAAUUGAGAAAUCGAUGCUUUUAAACGACCAAAUCGUGUCCUCCACGAUUGUUGAGCACCAGAAGAACAUCAAUGACGCGAUUUCGGAGAUGAACGACCUCUUCGAUCGCGAUGUUGAAGAAAUUGUCGACGAAAUCGACAGGCAACAGGACAUUCUUGACGAAUUAAAGGAGCACUUAAACAACCACGUGAAGAAACUCGCGAGAGCCGAAGAAAAAGCCAAGGAAAGAUUAGUAAUUCUUCCAGAAGACGAAGCAGCGAGGAUGCAACAAGAAACAAACAACCAAAUCAACGAAAUGACUGUCGGAAUCAACGAAAGACUCAACGAACACCUCAAAACUCUUCAUAAUCAAUCAAUCGACGGAAGUAACGUAGCGAACGAGUUCUUUACAAGGUGCGCAAGGGAAAGCAUCAAUGAAGUCGAUGUUUCCCGCAACGCGCUUGAGGAAUUGAUCACAUUUGGAGAGCAGAUCAGACAACACGAGGAAGCAAUUAUAGAUGACUUGAGGGAUGUGAAAGCUUUGGUCGCUGCCAAGGUUGUGAGGGAUAAACUGAGGUUUGACCAGUUCCUGAGGAGAACAACUGGAAAAUACAAAGUUUUCGAGGAAGAUCCGAAACCGUGGGGUCUGUCUACUUCGGCUGUGUCAGAUGCUGAUAAGAAAUUGGCUGUAAUUGAAAAGAAACUCGAUGAAAUUUGUCCGUUAAGAAAAUCUAAAUAA